AUGGAAGUGACCGGCCUUGCCGUUGGUGUUGUCGGACUCGCUGGUCUCUUCAGCGUCUGUUUGGACUCGCUUUCUCGCUUUCAAACUUACCGCGAUUCGAAUUCCGAAACCCACGUAUUGGAUACCCGUUUCCGAGCGGCUAGGGCCCGAUUUGAACAGUGGGGAGUCAGUGUUGGCAUCUCCGAUGGGCGGCUUCAGCCAGAUCAUCAUCGUGGACUUGAUAACAAAGAGACAGCGAAUUUGAUCGAGAGCAUCCUGGAAAUUAUAGCAAAGACUAUUUGUGAUGAGUCAAUUCUCCAGAGAACUCGCACCGGACCCAUACUACAGAGCGGGCAGUUUCGCGGCCUGUCGCAGUCCAGAAGCAAGCGAUUAAAAUGGGCACUCGGUGGUAAGGACAGUCGCCUUGAGCAAGUCGACGUGUUCGAGAAGCUGGUGCAGCAGCUUUAUAACCUGAUUCAACCAGAGGACAAAGGCCAAAAUUUUGAAGGAUUGGAGAGCACAGCUUGGGUAGAGGAUAUUCGUCAAAUGCUAACCAAGAUCGAGGACGGGAUCAAGUCUGGAGUGAAGCGCGACGUACUCUCAUGGCUUGGAGAAUCAUCUCCAAUUGACAAAUACGAUGAUUCAGUCAGUCAAAGAGUCGACACGACCUGUGAAUGGAUAUUUGACAGGCCUACGUUCAAAACGUGGCUUUCCCCAGUGGACCCAACCAAACCAAGCGUACUGUGGAUAAACGGGCCUGCAGGGUUUGGGAAGACCGUUUUGUGUGCUCAUAUCGUCCAUCAUCUGACUGAAUCUCUGGAUCAACCCGUAACCCAUUUCUUUUUCACAUCCGAUCAUACAAGCCGAGAAGAUCCCUUCUUUGCUCUGCGGUCGUGGCAGCGUCAGAUUGCUGCCACCAACGACGAUGCUUUCGAAUGUAUUCUUCGAGUCUGGGAAAACAGCUCUUCAGGGAAGGCUUCUAGAAAGGUUCUUUUGGAACUGUUGAAGGAUCUAGCCACUACAAUUCCAGGUUGCAUAUUCAUCGCUGACGGAUUGGAUGAGUGCUCUCAAUUGAGUAACGGAGACGUAUCAGUUGCUAGGUUCCUACGAGAUGUCAUGGGCGCCAUAACAGGUACAGAUGUCAGACUUCUUCUCGUUAGUCGUGAUGAGCCUGAGAUCAGAGAGGCUCUCAUAGAGCAUAGACAAAUUUUGUCAGAAUACAAGGUCAGCACGAAGGAUGUUCGGGCCGAUACAGCAGCCUUUUCCCAGUCUGUCGUCAAUAGGAAGCUGGGUGGUAAAAGCGAGGAUAUCCGGUUAGCCAUAUCAGAGUCCAUGACGGAUAAGUGCCAAGGGCAGUUUCUGUGGAUCAAGAUGCAAGAACAGUGUUUGCGAAGCACAAUGAGCAAGAAACGACUUCACGAAGUGGUGGAGAAUACACCUUCUGGUCUUGAUCGCCUUUAUGACCAGACCUGGAGUAGGAUUAUGAACAUGCCGCAAUGGGAUCAAGAUCGAGCUUUUUCUGUUCUGCGUUGGACUGCGUUCACAUUCCUGCCCCUGACUGUCUACGAGGUCACCGAAGCCAUCAUAAUCACUCAGUUUGAAGAACUGGAUCUGAACGAAUACCCCGAGAAUAUUGAUGAAGAGUAUGUUAGAACCGAGAUAGUCAUGAUCUGUGGCCCUCUUCUGGAAGUCCACGGCCACAUGGAGAACUCAUCACCUGGAGAUUGGACGCUUCGCAUACCGCAUUUCUCGGUGUACCAAUACCUUGUCGAACAUCUGCCAGCACCAGCCUGGAUGCAAAUAAACGGCACUUUACCAAGGAAACACGAGGAGAUCCACCAUACAGCCAUAGCGCGGGCCUGUAUACAAUAUCUCAGCUCGCCACACGUUUGGGAAGAAGACGUUCACUUUGACCCUUGUUCUAAAAGCUUCCUUGGCUAUGCCGCUUACGCUUGGAUGCAGCACGCUAAGUCAGGAUUCAUGGAACCAUCACUUCUUGAUCUUUCGAAAGCCUUUUUACUCAACGAUGGAGUCCAUUUUAACUCCUUAGUCAACUACUUUGCGACACACCAGAAGACAAGCUUGGCUGAUACCGUAUACCGGUUGCCACAGCUUCGCCCAUUUGAAUAUGUGUUUUACGGAGGAUGGAUUAGCAUGGCAGAGUAUCUUAUGGAUGACUCAGAUGUCAAUGAAAUUGGUGCUCACGGGCGAUCACCUAUCUUUUCGGCGUGCCGUUCCGGCUCAGUAGAGUCAGUCCACAUGCUCAUUGAACAUGGUGCUGACUUGAACAUCACUGAUUCUUAUGGCCGGACCUGCCUUCACAUAGCAGCCCAGUAUGGGUAUGAAGACAUUGUUAGGAUUUUGGUAAAGUCAAAAGUCUACGUAUCAACAAGGGAUCAUCGGGGCUAUACGCCGAUGCAUUUUGCCUCAGUGUGGGGACACAUCAAGUGUUACCAGUAUUUGCUGGAGCAGGGAGCCGAUGUCAACAUAAAGAGUGAGCGGGGUUCCAACGUUGUGCAUACCGCCUGUCUUUACGCUGGUCGGGCUGAGCUACUUAGAUUCAUCCUUCGGAAUGCGCCUAACGAUUUUGCAACGAAACAUGAUUACGCAUAUUGUUCGCCACUCGAUCUUGUAAGUAGGUCUGGGGAUGUCGAUAUGGCCAAAGUUCUUUUCGAGCAUGGGGCAAUUUCUUCCUUGUUCAUUCCCAACGACCACGGUGAGCUACCGCUUCUUGUCGCAGUGUCUCAUGGUCAUGUCGAACUUGUGAAGCUGUUCCUGGAGCACGGUGGAGAUAGGACCUUGUCUAUUCCAAGUACAAAUGGUGUAACGGCACUCCAUUUUGCCUGUUCUGAAGAAGGGUACGAUGACGUCAUUGGUCUCCUUCUUCGUCCAGGGGUCGAACAAUCGCUACUGAUGGGAAUACAAGAGGGAAACACACCACUGCACGUGGCCUCUGUAGCAGGACACGACAGUUACGUAAAGUUGAUACUUCGAUAUCUAGAGCCUGAGCAUCAACGUCUCCUAGAAAUCAGGAACAAAAAGCUCCAGACGCCUUUACAUUUUGCAGCAUUCAACGGGCACAGCAAGAUCUCAAGAACACUACUAGGAUAUGGAGCAGAUCCUAAUGCCCUUGACUGUCACAAAAUUAGUCCAUUAUGGGUAGCAUCAUCUAAAGGUAAUAGCGAGGUUGUUGACGAACUACUCUCGCACGGGGCAGGAAAGACCAUUACAACUCCAAAUAAAAAUGGCAAAACACCAUCAUAUUCCGCUGCCGCUGGCAACCACGUCGAAGUGGUCAAGAUCCUCCUGGGGAUCCCUGGCAUCUCCGUUAAUCAACAGACCACGUAUGGAUUCACGCCUCUCUUCAUUGCUUCAAGAAACGGAUAUCACGACGUUGUAGAGUUACUCCUUGCAGCGGAUUCGAUUGACAAAGACAGUGAGAACUGGCUAGGGCUGACUCCCUUAUUCGCGGCUAUAGCGAAUGGUCAUCUGGAAGUUACAAAACUGCUGCUCUCCAAGGGAGCGUCUGUACAAUCCCGGGUCAGCAUUGGUCAGAACUUGCUCUGGUGGGGUCAACGUUCAAACGAGCCGGGCUUGGUACAGCUAUUGGAAGCACGCGAAGAUAUCACAAAUGCCUCUAAUUGGAAAAAUACUCCUCUGCCUGGACCAUUCACCAGUCUAAAGCCACUCUCACAGAACGCGGAGACUGUAGCCUGUACGCCGGGCAUGCUGUGCUGUCAUGUUUGUACUUUGACCGUACAGAAGGAUCAGAAUUUUGAUUGCUACGAAUGCGAGGAUUGCUAUAUGUUUCUCUGCUCAGAAUGCUACAGUCGAGGGUUUCGCCUUUGUCCGAGGUCGCAUAUUUUGGUUUCAUGCAAUCGAGCAGGGGAAACAGUCCCGUUGAUUUCUGAAGUGAGUAGUUCGCAAUUUACUGCUGACUGA
Molecule: messenger RNA, 3921 nt
Organism: Fusarium proliferatum ET1
Lineage: Eukaryota; Fungi; Ascomycota; Sordariomycetes; Hypocreales; Nectriaceae
Exons: 2
Coding region: 1-3921 (1306 amino acids)
Molecular function (GO): protein binding
Source: RefSeq, a predicted model, not a curated record